GGUGUGGGUGCUCCGCUACCGGCUCCUCUCUGUUCUGUCCUCUCUUCUGCUCUUGGCUCCCCACCCCCUCUCCCUUCCUUCCCCUCCUCUUCCCUCCCCUCCUCUGCAGCGCCUGCAUUAUUUUCUCGCAGGCUCGGCUUGCACUGCUGCUGCAGCCCGGGGAGGUGGAUGGGUGGGUGGGUUGGCUGGUGGGGAGGAGAUUGUGCAAGUUGUAGGGGAGGGGGUGCCCUCUUCUUCCCCGCUCCCUUCCCCCCCAACUCCUUCCCCCUCCUUCUCCCCCUUUCCCCUCCCCGCCCCCACCUUCUUCCUCCUUUCGGAAGGGCUGGUAACUUGUUGUGCGGAGCGAACGGCGGCGGCGGCGGCGGCGGCACCAUCCAGGCGGGCACCAUGGGCACGUCCGCGCGCUGGGCGCUCUGGCUGCUGCUCGCGCUGUGCUGGGCGCCCCGGGAGAGCGGCGCCACCGGAACCGGGAGAAAAGCCAAAUGUGAACCCUCCCAAUUCCAGUGCACGAAUGGUCGGUGUAUUACGCUGUUGUGGAAAUGUGAUGGGGAUGAAGACUGUGUUGACGGCAGUGAUGAAAAGAACUGUGUAAAGAAGACGUGUGCUGAAUCUGACUUCGUGUGCAACAAUGGCCAGUGUGUUCCCAACCGAUGGAAGUGUGAUGGAGAUCCUGACUGUGAAGAUGGUUCAGAUGAAAGCCCAGAACAGUGCCAUAUGAGAACAUGCCGCAUAAAUGAAAUCAGCUGUGGCGCCCAUUCUACUCAGUGUAUCCCAGUGUCCUGGAGAUGUGAUGGUGAAAAUGAUUGUGACAGUGGAGAAGAUGAAGAAAACUGUGGCAAUAUAACAUGUAGCCCCAGUGAGUUCACCUGCUCCAGUGGCCGCUGCAUCUCCAGGAACUUUGUAUGCAAUGGCCAGGAUGACUGCAGUGAUGGCAGUGAUGAGCUGGACUGUGCCCCGCCAACCUGUGGUGUCCAUGAGUUCCAGUGCAGCACCUCCUCCUGCAUCCCCAUCAGCUGGGUAUGUGACGAUGAUGCAGACUGCUCCGACCAAUCUGAUGAGUCCCUGGAGCAGUGUGGCCGCCAGCCAGUUAUACACACCAAGUGUCCAGCCAGCGAAAUCCAGUGCGGCUCUGGCGAGUGCAUCCAUAAGAAGUGGCGAUGUGACGGGGACCCUGACUGCAAGGACGGCAGUGAUGAGGUCAACUGUCCCUCUCGAACCUGCCGACCUGACCAAUUUGAGUGUGAGGAUGGCAGCUGCAUCCAUGGCAGCAGGCAGUGUAAUGGUAUCCGAGACUGUGUCGAUGGUUCCGAUGAAGUCAACUGCAAAAAUGUCAAUCAGUGCUUGGGCCCUGGAAAAUUCAAAUGCAGAAGUGGAGAAUGCAUAGAUAUCAGCAAAGUAUGUAACCAGGAGCAGGACUGCAGGGACUGGAGUGAUGAGCCCCUGAAAGAAUGUCAUAUAAACGAAUGCUUGGUAAAUAAUGGCGGAUGUUCCCAUAUCUGCAAAGACCUAGUUAUAGGCUACGAGUGUGACUGUGCAGCUGGGUUUGAACUGAUAGAUAGGAAAACCUGUGGAGAUAUUGAUGAAUGCCAAAAUCCAGGAAUCUGCAGUCAAAUUUGUAUCAACUUAAAAGGCGGUUACAAGUGUGAAUGUAGUCGUGGCUAUCAGAUGGAUCUUGCCACUGGCGUGUGCAAGGCAGUAGGCAAAGAGCCAAGUCUGAUCUUCACUAAUCGAAGAGACAUCAGGAAGAUUGGCUUAGAGAGGAAAGAAUAUAUCCAACUAGUUGAACAGCUAAGAAACACUGUGGCUCUCGAUGCUGACAUUGCUGCUCAGAAACUAUUCUGGGCUGAUCUAAGCCAAAAGGCUAUCUUCAGUGCCUCAAUUGAUGACAAGGUUGGUAGACAUGUUAAAAUGAUCGACAAUGUCUAUAAUCCUGCAGCCAUUGCUGUUGAUUGGGUGUACAAGACCAUCUACUGGACUGAUGCGGCUUCUAAGACUAUUUCAGUAGCUACCCUAGAUGGAACCAAGAGGAAGUUCCUGUUUAACUCUGAUUUGCGAGAGCCUGCCUCCAUAGCUGUGGACCCACUGUCUGGCUUUGUUUACUGGUCAGACUGGGGUGAACCAGCUAAAAUAGAAAAAGCAGGAAUGAAUGGAUUUGAUAGACGUCCACUGGUGACAGUGGAUAUCCAGUGGCCUAACGGAAUUACACUUGACCUUAUAAAAAGCCGCCUCUAUUGGCUUGAUUCUAAGUUGCACAUGUUAUCCAGCGUGGACUUGAAUGGCCAAGAUCGUAGGAUAGUACUAAAGUCUCUGGAGUUCCUAGCUCACCCUCUUGCGCUAACAAUAUUUGAGGAUCGUGUCUACUGGAUAGAUGGGGAAAACGAAGCAGUCUAUGGUGCCAAUAAAUUCACUGGAUCAGAGCUAGCCACUCUAGUCAACAACCUUAAUGAUGCCCAAGACAUCAUUGUCUAUCAUGAACUUGUACAGCCAUCAGGUAAAAAUUGGUGUGAAGAAGACAUGGAGAAUGGAGGAUGUGAAUACCUAUGUCUGCCAGCACCACAGAUUAAUGAUCACUCUCCAAAAUAUACCUGUUCCUGUCCCAAUGGGUACAAUCUAGAGGAAAAUGGCCGAGACUGCCAAAGUACUGCAACUACUGUGACUUACAGUGAGACAAAAGAUACGAACACAACAGAAAUUUCACCAACUAGUGGACUAGUUCCUGGAGGGGUCAAUGUGACCACAGCAGUAUCAGAGGUCAGUGUUCCCCCAAAAGGGACUUCUGCUGCAUGGGCCGUUCUUCCUCUCUUGCUCUUAGUGAUGGCAGCAGUAGGUGGCUACUUGAUGUGGCGGAAUUGGCAACACAAGAACAUGAAAAGUAUGAACUUUGACAAUCCUGUGUACUUGAAAACCACUGAAGAGGACCUCUCCAUAGACAUUGGUAGACACAGUGCUUCUGUCGGACACACAUACCCAGCAAUAUCAGUUGUAAGCACAGAUGAUGAUCUAGCUUGACUUCUGUGACAAGUCUUGACCUUUGAGGUCUAAACAAAUACCCCCGUCGGAAUGGUAACCGAGCCAGCAGCUGAAGUCUCUUUCUUCCUCUCGGCUGGAAGAACAUCAAGAUACCUUUGUGUGGAUCAAGCUUGUGUACUUGACCGUUUUUAUAUUAUUACUUUUGUAAAUAUUCUUGUCCACAUUCUACUUCAGCUUUGGAUGUGGUUACCAAGUAUCUGUAACCCUUGAAUUUCUAGACAGUAUUGCCACCUCUGGCCAAAUAUGCACUUUCCCUAGAAAGCCAUAUUCCAGCAAUGAAACUUGUGCUAUAGUGUAUACGACCCUGUACAUACAUUGUAUAGGCCAUCUGUAAAUAUCCCAGAGAACAAUCACUAUUCUUAAGCACUUUGAAAAUAUUUCUAUGUAAAUUAUUGUAAACUUUUUCAAUGGUUGGGACAAUGGCAAUAGGAUAAAACGGGUUACUAAGAUGAAAUUGCCAAAAAAAAUUUGUAAGCUAAUUUUGUACGUAUGAAUGAAAUCUUUGACCUCAAUGGAGGUUUGCAAAGACUGAGUGUUCAAACUACUGUACAUUUUUUUUCAAGUGCUAAAAAAUUAAACCAAGCAGCUUAA
Messenger RNA from Piliocolobus tephrosceles (Ugandan red Colobus), 3621 nucleotides. It is a transcript of the gene VLDLR, whose product is annotated as very low density lipoprotein receptor. NCBI's taxonomy places the organism in Eukaryota, Metazoa, Chordata, Mammalia, Primates, Cercopithecidae. Gene Ontology annotation, molecular function: hormone binding; protein binding; calcium ion binding. The coding region runs from base 169 to 3009 and encodes 946 amino acids. Gene Ontology annotation, biological process: receptor-mediated endocytosis. The record is from RefSeq and is a predicted model, not a curated record. The transcript has 19 exons. Gene Ontology annotation, cellular component: apical plasma membrane; plasma membrane; signaling receptor complex.